Hemiscyllium ocellatum (epaulette shark) is the source of this 6253-nucleotide messenger RNA. RefSeq names its product zinc finger protein 234-like. The record is from RefSeq and is a predicted model, not a curated record. The coding region runs from base 1052 to 2482 and encodes 476 amino acids. Gene Ontology annotation, biological process: regulation of transcription by RNA polymerase II. Gene Ontology annotation, molecular function: DNA-binding transcription factor activity; RNA polymerase II cis-regulatory region sequence-specific DNA binding. The transcript has 2 exons. NCBI's taxonomy places the organism in Eukaryota, Metazoa, Chordata, Chondrichthyes, Orectolobiformes, Hemiscylliidae.
AAUGGAGCAUGCGCAGUGCUGGAACGGGCUGUCCCCGGAGAGCUUCGCUUCGCACGUCACUACGAGUGUGAUUACCCUCAGGGUCCGCGGAGGAAAUGCAUUGGAGAUUUGGUAAACGCAUUCAGAACAGAUUUGGAUGCACGGUGGGAGCUUACUGGCGCGACGUUUGAACCGGUGACAGGCUGCUCGGCGGAUCAGCGACAUCCAUCUUGACUGGAGGGCGCAGGGGGUGACAGUGCGCAUGCCCGAUCUUGCUGGCGCCAGCCAACCAAUCAGGGAGCUCCCUGCUCAGGCCGGCCCCCACGGCGUGACAUCAGGCGUCAGCCCUUGCCGCGUUCUGAUUGGCUGGAGCGGGGGGGCGGGGCGAGCCCCAGGACUGGAGCCUCUCCCUCUGCUCCUGCUCCGAUGAAAAGCCCAAAGACCAGUCACGACAACCUGCAGGUCUACGCGUUUGCAGAUCCUGAGGCUGCUUCUCCGGAACAUGAUCAUCUUUCAUGGUCACCAUCUUGAUCAUAGGUGGAGCCGGACGUAUGUGUAGCUAUUAUAAGGGUGGGCUAGAGAGAUGGGUUCAAUAUACAAUGGACGUGGAGAAGGUGGGGGGGGGAAACAAAAAAAAGACCCAGGAAUUUGGAUUUUGACACAGGGGAGUGUGUUUUGUGGGAUUGGUGAUUUACACUUUUGAGGAACAAUAGAGUUUGCAUACGAAACUGGAAUUCUUGGUUUUGAAUUCCGAUUCCUACGCUUUUGAUGAACACUUUCGUAAGCAUCUUUUCCAAGGUGCUCGAAGAGGAAGAUCAUGAUUGUCAUUGCAUUCGGUCUUUGCUGUCUGUGCUGCCCUGGCUAUAACAUUUCAACCAUUUAUUGUGACUGAAAAAUCACAAAGAGAAACACACGUACCAGACUCUGUGUGUGUGUGUGUGUUUCAGUUCACUAACUGAAAACAGCUUUAACUAGUUCCAUAGCUUUAAAACAAGCAUCACACUAUUCAAAGCGGGAGAAACUCUUCACGUGUUCCGUUCACAACCUAGACAGACACGAGGACACCUGUGUUAUGGAGAAACCGUGGAAAUGUGAGGCAUGUGGCAAAGGAUUUGAUUACCCAUCCCUGUUGGAAAACCAUCGACGGAAUCACACUGGAGAGAGGCCUUUUAUUUGCUCUGUGUGUGGAAAAGGAUUUACUCAGUCAUCUGGCCUUUGGUCACACCAGCGGAUUCACACUGAGGAGAAGCUGUUCAGCUGCGGUUCCUGUGGAAAGAGGUUCAGGCAUUCUUCCGCCCUCACUGUGCACCAACGUACUCACAAUGGAGAAAAACCAUUCACCUGUUCGGCAUGUGGGAAGAAAUUUACUCAUUUAUCCACCUUGCAGGCACACCAACGAGUGCACACUGGGGAGAAGCCAUUCACCUGCUCCAAAUGUGGGAAGGAUUUCACUCAGUUAUCCACUCUCCAGAUACACCAACGAGUUCACACUGAGGAGAAGCUGUUUGGCUGCACUUCCUGUGGAAAGAGGUUCAGGCAUUCUUCUGCUCUCACUGUGCACCAACGCACUCACAGUGGAGAGAGGCCGUUCACUUGCACUGAGUGUGGGAAGAAAUUCACUCAGUCCUUCCAUCUUCAGGCACACCAACGCAUCCAUACGGGCGAGAGACCAUUCUCCUGCUCAGUGUGUGGGAAGGGAUUUAUUGUUUUACCCACCCUGCUGAGACACCAGCGAAUUCACACUGAUGAGAGGCCAUUUAAAUGCCCUAAUUGUGAGAAGGGUUUUAAAAGUUCCCAGGAGCUUACGCUCCAUCAACGUAUUCACACCAAUGAGAGGCCGUUCAGGUGUUCUCACUGUGGGGCUGGAUUCAGGAGAUCGUCUGACCUCAUUCUCCACCAACGCAUUCACACUGGGGAGAGGCCAUUCACCUGCUCGGAGUGUGGGAAGGGAUUCACUAGGACAGCCAAUCUUCUGAAACAUCAGCGAUUUCACACGGAGGAGAGACCAUUCACCUGCUCGGAGUGUGGGAAAGGAUUUACUCAAUCAUCCACCUUGCUGACACACCAGCAAGUUCACAUGAUUGAACGACCUUUUGAAUGUCCAGAUUGUGGAAAGUGCUUUAAAAUCUCUGGGGAGCUGAUGCGACAUCAACGUGUUCACACUGAUGAGAGACCGUUCAGAUGUUCUCAGUGUGGAACUGGCUUCAAACAAUCAUCUCAACUCAGUAUGCACAGGAGGAUUCACACUGGGGAGAGGCCAUUCACCUGCUCUGAGUGUGGGAAGGGAUUCACUCGAUCGUCCCAUCUGAUGAUGCACCAGCAAGUUCACACUGGGGAGAGGCCAUUCACUUGCUCCAUGUGUGGGAAGAGAUUCACUCAUUCAUCCAACCUGCGGAGACACCAGCGAGUUCACACAGGGGAGAAACCCUUUACCUGCUCUGAGUGUGGGAAAGGAUUCACACGGUCCUCCAACCUUCUGACCCACCAGCGAGUUCACGAGUAACUGCAGUGAUUGCUGUUAAUCACAACCAUGUUCAUCAAGGGUAUUCAGAAGGUGGUAUUUAUAUCCAGAAGGUGAAAAAUGCAUCACAUCAAAAUCUGACAGCCAUUCAGUUAAUCAGAAUCUGAAUAUUAUUGGCCUCUGAAGAAAUAUCAUCUGUACAAAAAGAUUUAAACAUAAGUGUGACUGUAAAAGGUCUGAGACACACACACCCGAAGGAGAGUGUUCCAGUGAAUAGACUGUGGGAAGAGCAUUAACCAGCUGCUUGGCAUGAAAAAUAAUUACACCAUCCACAACAGGGAGAGAGCAUCAAUGUGUUCUGUCUGUCAAGAUCAAUCGUUGAACCUGGAGUGAAUUAAGGACACUGACACUAUGGAAAAACCAUGGAAAUGUGGGGACUGUGGGAAGGGAUUCAGUUACCCAUCAGGGUUGGAAACUCAUCAACGCAGUCACACUGGGGAGAGGCCGUUCAGCUGCUCUGUGUGUGGGAAAGGAUUCACUCAGUCAUCCAGCCUCUAUACACACCAGCACGUUCACACUGGGGAGAAGCCAUUCACCUGCUCUGUGUGUGGGCAGGGAUUUAAUGCUUUAUCAACCCUCCGGACCCACGAGCAGGUUCACUCUGAUGAGAGACCAUUUAAAUGUUCUGACUGUGAGAAGAGUUUUAAAAGCAGAAAGGAUAUAUUGAUACAUCAACGCAGUCACACUGGGGAGAGACCGUUCAUCUGUAAAGUGUGUGGGAAAGGGUUCACUCAGUCAUCCCACCUCUUGACACACCAACUGGUUCACACUGAUGAGAGACCUUUUAAAUGUUCUGACUGUGAGAAGAGCUUUAAAAGUAAAAAGGAUUUACUGAACCACCAACGCGCAUUAACUGGGGAGAGACCGUUCAUCUGCUCAGUGUGUGGGAAGGGAUUCACUAGUUCAUCCUACCUUCUGACACAUCAAUUUGUUCACACUGAUGAGAGACCUUUUGGAUGUCCUGACUGUGAGAAGAAAUUCAAAUGCAGAAAGCACUUGCUUAAACACCAGUACACUCACACUGGUGAGAGGCCGUUCUCCUGCUCUAUCUGUGGGAAAGGAUUCACUCGAUUAUCCCACUUACUGAGACACCAUCGAGUUCACACAGGGGAGAGGCCGUUCUCGUGUGCUGACUGCAAACAGGAGUUUGUUGACUCCUCCGACCUUGUGAUCCACCAGCGAGUUCACAGUGGGGAGAGACCAUACAGCUGCUCGCUGUGUGGCAAGAGAUUUAGUCAGUCAUCCCACCUCACGACGCACCAACUGGUUCACACUGAUGAGAGACCCUUUCAGUGCUCUGACUGUGAGAAGCGGUUCAAAAGUAAACAGAAUCUGAUGAAACAUCAACAAAUUCACAACGGGAAGGGAUCAUUCAUCUGCUCCGUGUGCGGAAAAGGAUUCGCUCAAUCACACAACCUCCUGAGACACCAGCAACUUCACCUGCAAGAGCAGCAAUUAUAUACCGCUGUUAUUGCUGAUGAUAACUGCAUCCAGAAAUGAACCUGGUUUGGCUGCUAAUUUCCAAUGGGGUUCCACAGUUUUGUGGUAUAUAUCAAGGAUUUAGACUUCAAUGUAGAGGCAUGAUGAAUAAAUUUGUAACUAUCACGGAUGUUGGCCAGGUGGUGGUGAAUGAGGAAGAAAGCUGCAGACUACAUGAUGUCAAUGGAUGACUCAAACAGGUAGAAACGUGGCCAAUGGGAUUCAUUCUGGAGCUAACGAAUCUAAAAGGGCAGGGGGCCAACAGGGCAAAAUAAAUGCUGAAUAAUUGCUGGACAAUGAGGAGUAGAGAGUGCUUCCUCUGAGUGACCUCCACAAAUAAGUGAAGGUGCCUGGACAGUUAGUUACGAAGGUCAGUAGGGCAUUUGAAUCAUUCCAGAAGAUAAGACACGGAGGUAAUAUUGGAACUUUAGAAAACACUAGUUAGAGCACAGUUGGAGUUGUAAGGGCAGUUCUUGUCCUUACAUUAACCAACAAGAAAUUAAGACUAGAUUAAUUAUCAUAAAACUGAAGUCAAUUUAUUUAUAUAAUUACAGUCAGUGUUGAAUGCAACAAGUAUAGCUGAUAAAGAUAAAACUAACCAACAAGCGAUUAUAACAGUGAGAAUAGCUGAACUUUCUCAGCAAAUUAAAAUCUGUGUUUCAAUAAUAAUAAUUAAGAAAAACAUUUUGGUUACCUUCCUAUAAAAUAAGGUGACUUCUGUGUAAUUGAUUGGUGAAUAGCUGAUGAAACCUUUCUUUAUUUUAAUCUGAAGUUUAUUUAGAAUUAGUUAAGUAUGCACACAGUAAAGAAUCCCAGUACCAUGGACUGCACAUUAAGUUCCAUGUGGGAAUGUCAGGAUAGUUAGUGAUAGGACAGGAUCAGGCCCUUCAGCCCAACUCAUUCAUGCUGAUCAGGUUUACUAAACUGAACUGCUCCCAUUUGCCUAUAACAUUCCCAUCCACGUACUUGUCCAGAUAUAUUUUAAAUGAUGUAAUUCUACCCACCUCUACCACUGCCUCUGGCAGCUCAUUCCAUACACUCACCACCGUCUGUGUGAGAGGUUGCCCCUCAGGACAAUGUUCCAUCUUUCUCCUCUCAACUCUUAGCCUCUAGUUCUGAACUCCUCUACACUGGGGACAAAGACCUUUGUUAUUCACCUGAUCUCUGUCCCGCAUGAUUUUAUAAAUUUUUGUAAUGUCAUCCCCUCAGCUUCCUACACUUCAACGAAAUAUGUCCAUGUGACCUAACCAAUUCUUAUAAUUCAAACCUUCCAACCUAGCUAACAUCCGAGCAAAUUGCUUUUGCACCCUUUGCAGGUUAAUAACAUCCUUUCCAUACCAGGGUGACCAGAAUUGUAUGCAGUAUUCCAAACGUGGCCUCAGCAAUGUCUUCUAUAGCUGUAACGUGGCAUGCCAACUCGUGUACUCGAUUCUCUGACCAGUGAAGCCAAGCAUGCCAAAUACCUUCUUCAUCACUCUCUGAGAUGCCAGGGACACAAUAUUUGUGAUUGAUGAUAACACUCAUUUGAUCACAGCUAAAGCAUUGCACUUAGUUCUGGUUCCCAUAUUCCAGGAUAGAUGUCAUCACACCAGAGACAGGCAGAGGGGAUUGAUGAGGAUUUUUCCAGGAUUGGAGAAUUUUAGCUCAGAGGAAAGAUUUGACAGGCUGGGGUUAUUUUCUGUGGAAAAUGAGACUGAGGUGAUAUUUGAUUGAACCUGCAACUUAAAGUCUCUGUCUGGCAACACUCCCAGGACCUUUCCAUUAGCUGUGUAUACCCUGCCCUGAUUUGCCUAACCAAAAUGCAGCACUUCACAUUUAUCUAUAUUAAACUUCAUACGCCAUAUAUAGAGUAGAAAGGAUUGAGCUAGUCAUUAACAAGGAGGUCAAUACCUGGAGGCUUUAGAUUUAAAGUAAUUCACAGGAAGAGGGGGAGGAGAGAAAUCAUUUCACCCAGAGAUGUUGGCAAGUUGGAACUCUGUACAUCUCUAUGACUCUAUAACUCACUGUGUGAUAGGGUGGUAGAGGCAGUAACCCUCAACAUACUUAAAAAAAAACAUGGAUAUGCCUGAAAUGUAAAAUAUACAGGGCUAUGGACUAUGACCUGCAGAAUGGGAUCAGCUGGAUAGUUGUCUUUCAGCCACACAAACAUGAUGGGCCAAGGGGCCUUGAUCUGUGCUGUACCUUUUGUAUGUUUAUAUUCUAACCUUUUGUUGUUUGUUUCUGAUGUUAAUAGUCCCUUAUAUUGGACUGGAAUAUUCUGGAGAAAUAUCAAAU